CACUGAUAAAAAAUAUGGCCGUCAGCGUAUAUUGUAUUGUACAAUAAUACUCAAUUUUAAUACUUACUAGGUUUCGUCAGUCCGCAGUCGGUAGAUUUUAUUUGGAAGGUGAAGUUAUAAUAACAUUAUGAUACAUUAAUCAUUGUUGCAGGAAAAUUUUAAUAUCAAGUACUAAAGUAAAUAAAAUACUACAGAUUAUAUAAAUUUUCUAACUAUUCAAAUUUUAGUGUUACAAACAUACUUGUGUUAUUAAUUGUAAAAUCGAUAUGUCUGGUAUAAAUAAUCCUGAAGAAAUAAUUCUACACUACAAAUAUAUAUUAAAUAAAACUAAAAAGAAAUUAUUUCGAAAACUAAAUACGUUAGAGCCAAGUGAUUUGUUUGCAAAAUUGGCAAAUUCAUGCCAGAAAAAUGAUAAAAAUGCAUAUGCAGCACUUUGCUGGCAAGCAGUUGCAAAAUGUGAAGAAUCAAUGGGCCACAACUGUGAAGAAGCGCUUGCUCACCAGAAAGCAGCUCGCCAAUUUUUUCAAGAAUUUAAAAAAACAGAAUCGUCUGGAUUUGUGUCACCUUACAAUGAGUACUUACAAGCAGGAUUAAGUGAAAUGUGUCAUGCUGAAGAUAGUUUCCGAGGAAAUUCAUUUGAAAAUAUUUUAAAAACUUCAGUUCGUCUAGAAACUGCUAAUACUCUUGUUGGUCUUGGUAAACUAGAUGAAGCAUCAUUUAUUGCUAGCAGUUUAACUGAUAUUCCACAAGAAAACAAUGCUCUUAAAUUAACUGUUCUUGAACAAAUAACAUCCAUUCAAAUAUUAUCUGGAGACUAUGAAGGUGCUUUAUUAACAUUCACAGAAAUUGCUAAUGUUGCCUCAAAUAUCCAUUCAGACACUUUAGGCGUACAUAGUGAUAUAUUAGCGAGAUGUGAAAUAUCAAGAGUUUUCUUGUUUCUCAUACUGAAACCUACGCGACAAAAAAUGCCAAGUGACUUGACAUCAGUCUUAGAGAAAUAUAUGUGGAUAAACGGUGAUUUUGAUUCUCCUGUUACAUUUAUAUCUGAUGAACUGUUUCGUCUUCUGCGAUCUCUUGUCAAAGCCUAUCAACUAGGUGAAACAUCUUGUUUAUACACUAUUGAAUCUGAUCUCUCAUCUCAUCUGACAUUGGAACAAAGACAUUUAUUAUCAGUUUUGAUUAACACACUGACAUAAUAUAUCUAUUUUAGUUUUAUUCGUUUUAUAUAUAAAAUUAUUAUGAAAAAUGAAGUUUUUGUUUUUUAAUGUAACAUUUAAAUAAUUGUAAAGGAAAUUAUGUAUAUAUAUAUAUAUAUAUAUAUAUAUCAUAAAUAAUUAUCCCGUAUUUAAUGCGCCUUUGUAAAUAUUCUGUUUCUCUUAAGUGAAAACAGUAAUGAUAAUUGGCAAUUAUCAAUUUUGUACCAUAAGUUGUUAAUAUUUCUAAGUACAAAUUAUGUAUAUAAAACAAAUUCUUUACUCUUAACCAAACUUUCAGCAGAUCAUGUACCUAAUUAAUAGUGUCGAUCGUGAGAAAAAGAAUAUUGUUACAUAACAGAGACAAUACAAUUUGUUUUUAUACU
Molecule: messenger RNA, 1579 nt
Organism: Adelges cooleyi (spruce gall adelgid)
Lineage: Eukaryota; Metazoa; Arthropoda; Insecta; Hemiptera; Adelgidae
Product: 40-kDa huntingtin-associated protein-like
Exons: 7
Coding region: 267-1196 (309 amino acids)
Biological process (GO): vesicle cytoskeletal trafficking
Cellular component (GO): early endosome
Source: RefSeq, a predicted model, not a curated record